This is a messenger RNA of Colletotrichum scovillei, 2537 nucleotides long. Its product is annotated as ABC transporter. The coding region runs from base 209 to 2191 and encodes 660 amino acids. NCBI's taxonomy places the organism in Eukaryota, Fungi, Ascomycota, Sordariomycetes, Glomerellales, Glomerellaceae. The record is from RefSeq and is a predicted model, not a curated record. The transcript has a single exon. Gene Ontology annotation, cellular component: mitochondrion. Gene Ontology annotation, molecular function: ATP binding; ATP hydrolysis activity.
CCAAAAAGUCCGGGGAAAGCUGCCCCGGAUUUUUCUUUUUGGGAGGAGAAGGAAAGAGUCACAAUGUGAAUUUCAUCCCACGACUAUCCUAACGACGCGAUAUCAAGGGUAACGGUGGUCAAUUGACAUUGAUUCCACUCGCUCUGAACAGUGAUUCGCUCAUCCUCUCCCAUUGAAGCAGGCACACGUACACACUCGUACAAUCACAAUGAGGAUACCGAAUCGUUCUCCCCCGAUCCUAAGGAUCGCCAACGGCUCCUUUUACCGGCGCCACCCCAACACGCACACCACGCACCCGAACCCGCCCCUCUUCACAGACCUGAACCUCGAGUUGUCCUCCGCCACCGCCGCCGACAAGAACAAGAGCCACUGGUGCAUCGUCGGCCCCUCGCUCUCGGGCAAGACGACGCUGCUGCAGGUCCUCCGCGGCCAGCACCUCGCCAUCCCGCCCACGGCGCGAACGUACCCGUACCUCUCCACCGAGGCCGUCCCGCCGCGCCUGAGAAGCGCCAACAGAGCGAUACAAUAUGUUGGCUUCGACGGCGACGGUGGGUUGGGCGGCGGGCAUACUACCAGUGCGUACCUCGCUGCGCGGUACGAGUCCAGGAGGGAGAAUACGGAUUUCUCGCUGCGGGAUUACUUGCUGGGCAACACGGAGCUGAAUCCUCUCGACACCUUACCGGGAGAGGAGAACCUGAUGCCGCCGGAGCUCGUGGAGAGGGUCGUGAAGGACCUGAGGCUGGAGCCGCUGCUGGAUCUGCCCGUCGCGUUCCUGAGUAACGGCCAGGGCCGCCGCGCGCGCAUCGCGAGGGCGCUGCUGUCGACGCCGGAGGUGCUGCUGCUGGAUGAGCCAUUUAUGGGGCUUGACCCCCCGACCGUGGCUGGGUUGAGUCCCGUGUUGGAGGGGAUCGCGGAGCGGGCGAGCCCCAGGCUGGUGUUGAGUGCUCGGCCGCAGGAUCCGUUGCCCGAGUGGAUUACGCAUUUGGUGUAUCUGCGCGGGGAUUGUCAGGUCGGGUCGAUGGGGCCUAAGGAGGAGGUGUUGGAGGGGUUGAGGACGUAUGUGAGGGGCGUGUGGAAGGGUGGGUUGAAGGAGGAUGAGAGGUUGCCCGUGCAUUCGCUUGUGGAGAUGGGGAAGGUGUUGACGGCGAGAGGGGUGGAGGGGGAUGGGCUUUUGUCGGCUGGGGAGAAGGAUUCGCAUGCUGUUGAGGCUGCUUCUUCUGCUGCUGCUGAGGAGUCGGCCUCGAUGGCCGUGGGUGAACCGCUGAUUGAGAUGGAUGGGUGUCAGGUGCGGUACGGGAACAAGAUCGCGCUGGGCAACUGGUCUCAGGAGACUCCUUCCGGGCCCAAGGACGGGUUGAUCUGGACUGUCCGGCGAGGGGAGCGAUGGGGUGUGUUCGGUCCGAAUGGGUCGGGCAAGACGACCGUCGUGUCUCUACUGUGCUCCGAUCACCCGCAGACGUACUCUCUUCCCAUCAAACUGUUUGGCCGGAGCAGACUGCCCGAGCCCGGGUCCGGACAGCGGCCUGUCACGUUUUGGGAUAUUCAGUCACGGAUUGGACACUCGAGUCCCGAGGUGCACCAGCACAUGCCCCGCGGCCUGACUGUUCGACAGGUGUUGGAGAAUGCGUGGGCGGAUACGUUCAAGGGCAUUCCUGUGUUGGAUGAGGAGGCACGGGGGAAGGUUGAGGCGACGCUGCGGUGGUUCACGCCGGAGUUGAACCCGGGAUAUCAAAAGGCAGCGUCUUCUUCUGUCACGGGCGAGGGUGACCUCUCAUGGUCAGAUAACUACCUCUUUGGUGGCCUCUCCUUCAGCGCCCAGCGGAUCGCGCUGCUGUUGCGGGCCGUGAUCAAAAACGCCGACGUGGUGGUGCUCGAUGAGGCUUUCAGUGGGAUGGACGAUGCUGUCAGAGACAAGUGUAUGCUCUUCCUCGCCACGGGAGAAGAGAAAACGUACAGCGGGGAGAAGAUCGUAGACAGCGAGGUAGCCAAGGCGGGCCGGGUGCGCGUGAGGGGGUUGAGUGAAGAGCAGGCGUUGAUCUGUAUUAGUCACAUCAAGGAGGAGGUGCCGGACUGCGUGCGGGAGUGGAUUUGCUUGCCCGAGGCCAACGAGGGGUUGCCGGCACGGUUCGGGCGGUUUGAUGGGCCUUUGAGGACGGAUGAGAAGCGGUGGAGGGCUCUUUGGGGUGUAUGAUAACCUGGGCCCCAUGUUUUUCUUGGCACUUCACAUGAAGGAGAACAAGUUGGUCCAAAAGGACAAGAGUAUUGAGAGGAUGAGGGCAAAACGGAGAAUAGACUAUUCGGUGGAUAUAGAAGCAGGUAGGUGAUUGUUUACCCCGGAGGUGAGCUGCACAUCAUCCAUGUGGGAUAGAUAUCUCAGAUGUUGGGUACCAAAGUGUAUCCGUAGAAAGAGCCGCAUGUGGAAAAGAUAGACGUUGCAUACCAAAAGCAAAUCAUCCAAGCCCUCCUCCACCGUGGGCCUGUCAGAGCUACCUUGCUACAUUGCCAUUACCGUUUGGCGCAAAGAUCGUGUUGUGGCC